CAUCGCGCUCAGAGACCAACGUGAGGGAAGGGAGGGAUCGGUUUUCUUCACAAUUAUGGAUCAACAAAGGUACAAACGCCGGGGCUUGCAAUUUACAUCAGCAACAGAUUCCCGUGCACUGAGAGCUAUCCAGCACAGGGAGAGCCAGCGAUCACGCAGGGACAAUGCCAUCACCCAGCGUCGCCAGAUUGGCUCCCUCGAGGACUCGGUGGACGAAGGGCGUCACCAGCGUAACAUGAGCUUUUCCAUCCUUGAAGAAAUGCCCAAGAAGAAGACUCUGGAGGAACUGGGAAGGGAACGUUAUCAACAACUCCUUAAGUGGAAGGAAGAAAAGAAGAAGAGGCUAGAGAAGGAGAAGAAAGUGCGGAAACCAGCUUUCAAAACGGGAAUCUUCCAGCCAGAUACACCCAAGUAUUUAGUUUCCAUGGAUGGUGGAGAUUUGUCCCAGACCCUCCACAAGACGCCUGGGAGGCCAACCCCCUUUAAGUUCCUGGUCAGGUCCUCCAAGAAGUCCGGUGAGACUCCUGGAACUUCCACACAAAAGCCGCUCAGGUUCUGCACGGGAGUGACCCCUGGAGUGUCUGCUUAUAGGCGGUUACCCACUUUUGGCAUGGGCACCACUCCAGACCAGGCUUUACAGAGAGGUGGCAGGCAGAAGUCAGAAGUUGGCUCAGCCAAACCAGCCCAUAGAACUCGUGCAGCAUUGAAGGGUGGCAGGAAAGAAAGAAAUGAGAUUGCAGCCAGGAAGGGACCACUCCGUGGCCGUCUGUCAAAGCUGCAGAAAAAGCAGAUGGAGGCUGAGGAGCUGGGAGUGAAGCCGCUACCCCGCACGCCACAGGCACUUCAACAGCCACGUUUCAGCAAGUACAUCACAAAUGUGACUGAGACGAGAGAUACACAAGUACCCUCUUCCUUUGCCCCAAGUGAUUUCACUUUCGAAUUUAAUGUGCAAAGAGCCCUUAGCCUUAUACGUUCAUGCACGGAUCCCAGUGAAGGCCAGAAUGAGCCGAGUCCCUCAGAGCGGAGGAGCAGCAGACGUUCUUCCCGUUACAGCAAGAAGAAAGAAGAUGAACAGAUUUCUCAACAGGAAGAAAUUACUAAGGAGGCCUCCCAGUCCCUGCCUCCUGUUGAGACUGCUUCACAACAAGAAUCUGAUGACGCAGGCAGCACUGGCACAUACGUCGUUGGUGACCAGUGUGUUGCUGACACCGAGACCUUGCAGCAGUCCGGCAAUGAAUCUGGUGAAGGUGAUAUGGAAGCAGAUUUGCAGGAAGAGCUAGAAACUGGAGUUACAGAAGACGAGGAAGAAGUCCAGGAAGAACAGAAAGUUGAGGAACCCAUGUCAGAAGAGACUCAGGAUCAGAUUCUUCCAGGUGAGGAUGUUGACUACAGCAGGAACACAAUGGAUUUAGAAGAGCCACAGGUUGAGGAGGCUCUGACCCUUAAGACUGAAGAAAAUGUGGAAGAAGAAUGUAAAACCAUGGAAGAGGAAGACUGCAACUUGGAGGUCGGUGAGCCUUUAUCUCUUCGCCUCAGUCCGGAGAAGACCACACGCACCAGGAGAAAGAGUAAGGCGAAAACUCCAGCGAGGCGAUCCACAAGGAGGUCAAUUGCUUGUUGCAGUGAGGCUAUGACACCCACACUGUCCAGGCUACGCCCACGAACCCCCUGUAGCCGUUCCACCCGCCGCUCAUUGUCUGCCCACUGUGACUCUCCCGUUGAAAGGAUGUACACGCCACUGCGGCAGGCUUCAGCAAGGAGGAGGAGCACCAGGAGGUCAGCUGGCAGUGCCCUGAAACUCAACAACAUUAGUGAAGCCCCCAUUGCAGACAUCCCCAAAUUCACUUUACCUUGUGAAGCUGAUGCUGGAGUGGAGAAACAUGAAAUUGUGGAGGAAGAGGAGGUGAAAGAACCGCUGGAAAGCCUUAUGGAGGCAUGUGCAGAGGAUAAUGCCAUGGAAGAGACGACAGAUGUGACGAAGGCCGAUGUCACUGCAGCAGAGGAUAAGAUGGAAUUUGUAACACCCAAUCAGGUUGCACUCAAGAAGUCCCAAAUAACUCCUUCAUCUCAGAAAGCCAGUGAAUUGACAACACCUAUUCAGGUUGCAACUGGGACGUCUCAAAUAACUCCUUCAUCUGAGAAAGCCACUGAUUCACUCAUUGAUGCCACCCCAAAGAGCCGCGGAAGACGUUCAAAGGUGUCAUGGAUGGUAGAGGGAAGUCCCUGGAUCAACACCGCUCGUCGCUCCUCCCAGAAGAAGAGGCGCAGUGGUGUUCCCCCAGACAUUCUUAGUCUCUUUGAUGACAUCCCAACUGAUGGAUCACCGCUCCCCGCGCAUUUAACUCCAGAAGGGAUGAGAAACAAAGAUUUAGGAGCCUCGCCAGUAACUGCUGUUUAUGACUCACCAGUAGGAGUGGGCAAUGCAAGUGUACAUGAAGAUCAGACAUGUACCAAUCUGUUGGCUCUUCUGGAGCCCACAGCCACUACGGAACAUGUUGAUUCCCCUGAUAUUGAUGUCUGGGGUGAAGACAGCCCAGCAGUGGCAACAGCACCUGCAAAUGAUGUACAUUGUACACCUGUCACAUCCAAGCACACAGCCAUUCUAGGCUCAGUUAACCAAAACAUGCUUUUAACAAAUGUUGCUUCUCCUAAACUCCAGUAUCCUGAGAAAAACAAGGGGGACACCAAGGAAGGAAAGAGCUCGUCUCCUCUCCUCCAAGCAGACGAAAGCAAGGAAGGGGCUAAGCAUGGGAUUCUCUCCGACACCAACCUCCUCAAUAAGGGCAGCAGUGGGCGAAAGAGAUCUCGCAGGUCUGUCAUGUUUGCUGUCAAGGAGGACCAGGAAAACCUCGCGUCGCCAAACUUCCGGUUCCCAGGUAAAGAUGUAAGACCAUUUUGUGGAAUGUAUAAUGGAUGA
This is a messenger RNA of Penaeus indicus, 2917 nucleotides long. RefSeq lists its product as uncharacterized. NCBI's taxonomy places the organism in Eukaryota, Metazoa, Arthropoda, Malacostraca, Decapoda, Penaeidae. Bases 56 to 2917 code for a protein of 953 amino acids. The transcript has 11 exons. The record is from RefSeq and is a predicted model, not a curated record.